ACCCUCCCCUCCUCUCUGAUUGUUAGUUUGUACUAGUUUCUUGGCUUCUACCAACCCAGGAGCAGAACCCACCAUCUCUCCGUCUCUGAGUGUCUGGUAGCUCUCCCUCUCUUGCUGGGGUCGCAAAGCCCAGAGCCAUGUGUCGUUUAGCUAGCUCUCCUGCCUGUAAAUGCCACUUAGAGCAACCUUACCUUCCCAGGACCAAAUAUCAGGAACCCGACAUGUUAACUCCGUUGAUCCCCAAAAGCCCAACAUCUCAGCAACCCCUCCCCCACCUACAAGAAGAAGAAGAAGAGAAAACACAAACACGAACAGAGACACAUACACAAACACAAACUGAUGGUGAAAAACCAUCCAGUACUUCUUCUUCUUCUUCUACUAAUACGACCCACCUCUCACUUUCCAUUAAAGAAGCCAAGUCCAUAGCCCACAUAGCUUUUCCCAUGAUACUCAUGGGCUUGUUACUCUAUUCUCGCUCCAUGAUUUCCAUGCUCUUCCUCGGCCGUCUCGGUGAGCUUUCCUUGGCCGGCGGGUCACUUGCCAUUGGCUUCGCCAACAUCACCGGUUACUCAAUACUCUCUGGUCUCGCCAUGGGAAUGGAACCCAUUUGUGGGCAAGCCUUUGGUGCGAAAAGGCAUACUCUCCUUGGCCUCUCCUUGCAGAGAACUGUGCUUCUCCUUCUAGUCUCCUCAAUCCCCAUCGCCUUCCUUUGGGUGAAUGUGGAAAGAAUUCUAAUUUAUUGUGGUCAGGAGAUGGACAUAGCCAGGGAAGCCCAAUCCUACAUUCUGUAUUCUCUUCCUGACCUACUCGCCCAAUCACUUCUCCACCCACUUCGAAUCUAUCUCCGAAGUCAAUCCAUAACACUUCCUCUAACCUGCUGUGCCACCCUGGCAAUCCUCUUUCACAUACCCAUUAAUUACUUUCUUGUUUUCAUACUCAAACUUGGUAUCAAAGGUGUAGCUUUGAGCGGCGUUUGGACCAACUUCAACCUGGUUGGUUCCUUGAUCGUUUAUAUCUACAUUUCGGGUGUAUACAAGAAGACCUGGGGAGGUAUCUCCAGGGAAUGUUUAAUGGGCUGGAAAUCGCUUCUCAAUUUGGCUAUCCCAAGCUGCAUUUCAGUCUGUCUCGAAUGGUGGUGGUACGAAAUCAUGAUUGUGUUAUGUGGGUUGAUGUUGAAUCCCAGAGCAACAGUGGCUUCAAUGGGUAUUCUGAUUCAAACAACCGCGUUAAUCUACAUAUUCCCAUCUUCUCUGAGCUUCAGUGUAUCCACAAGAGUGGGUAAUGAAUUGGGUGCGAAUCGCCCAAAAAAAGCAAAGCUUGCGGCCAUCGUUGGCAUCGCUUGCAGCUUCUUUUUGGGGUUCUCAGCAUUGAUGUUUGCUGUUUCGGUGAGAUCAGUAUGGGCAAGGAUGUUCUCCCAUGAUACAGAGAUCAUCGCCUUAACUUCCUUAGUUUUGCCCAUAAUUGGACUAUGCGAGCUUGGGAACUGUCCACAGACAACAGGGUGUGGGGUAUUGAGAGGAACUGCGCAACCAAAGGUGGGAGCAAAUAUCAAUCUGGGAUCAUUCUAUCUGGUCGGGAUGCCGGUGGCAGUGGGAUUGGGGUUCUUUGCUGGUUUCGAUUUCAAGGGUCUAUGGCUGGGGCUCUUGGCUGCACAGUUGUCGUGUAUGAUGCUGAUGAUGUUGGUGUUGAGUAGAACUAAUUGGGAACUGCAAGCCCAGAAGGCACAAACGCUGACAGGAGCUUCUGAAGGUGAUGAUCAUGUCAGGGAUGAAGAAGUUAAAGAUUCCUCAGCCAACAUUAUAAAAUUAAAUGAAGAGGAAUUACCAGUUUAAUCUCUUAAUUUAAAUUUUAACCCCAUUCCUCCCCUGUUCAUAAUUUGCAGUCUUUAAUUAAAUUAGUUUUAGAUGCUAGCUGUAUUCGUUCUUUGUUUGAAAUUAAUUCUU
Molecule: messenger RNA, 1943 nt
Organism: Macadamia integrifolia
Lineage: Eukaryota; Viridiplantae; Streptophyta; Magnoliopsida; Proteales; Proteaceae
Product: protein DETOXIFICATION 49-like
Exons: 1
Coding region: 138-1832 (564 amino acids)
Biological process (GO): xenobiotic detoxification by transmembrane export across the plasma membrane
Cellular component (GO): membrane
Molecular function (GO): xenobiotic transmembrane transporter activity; antiporter activity
Source: RefSeq, a predicted model, not a curated record